Symbiodinium sp. CCMP2456 is the source of this 759-nucleotide messenger RNA. The record is from the annotation of a GenBank genome assembly. NCBI's taxonomy places the organism in Eukaryota, Dinophyceae, Suessiales, Symbiodiniaceae.
AUGAGCACUAUGUCGGUCCUUGCGUGCUUCACCCGGACCGACAAGCCUGCGGAGGAGAAGGUGGAUGUGUGGCUCACGGAGCAGCUCAAGUUCACGCGCGACCAGUUAGACAAGAAGUCCAGACAGUGUGAGCAGCUGGAUGCAGAGCUCCGCCGACUCAAGGAGCAAAGACUGGUCGUGCGGCCGGAGGAGUUGGAAGCCUUGAAGGAAUCUCACCGGCAGGAGCUUGAGAGGCUGUCUCAAGAGCUUGCCAAUGAGCGGGACCUCCAUCAAGAGGCCUCGCGGCUUCUUCAAGGUCAGCGGGAGCAGCGAGAUGCCAAGGUACAGAUGCUUCAAGAGGAGCUUCGCAACCUCAGCGAUGGCUUGGCGCAGAAGGAGGAGGACAUGCUCAACAUCCAGUUCAGCAUGGUGGAACUGCAGAAUCGAUGCAGCGAUCAGGGCGCCCUGGUCGAGGAGAAUGCAGACGCUUUCCAGAAAGCCUCGGAGGAGCUCGCCGAGAAGGAGGAGGCUCUGGAGCAGGCAAUCCAAAGGCAGCAGGAGCUGCGCCAGCAGAUGAGUGCUGCAUCGACAGCGCUCCAGGGGCAGGUCCGACAACUUUCACAGGAGCUCGAGCACUGCCAGGCCGCAAAGUCUACAGCCCAGUCUGCUUUGAGCAGGCUCCAGGAUGAGAAUGCUUCCCUGGCAGCCCAGCUGCUGCAGGCGAACACUGAGAUGGAGUCUUUGCGUGAAAGGCUUCACGAGCAGGACGCCAGUGAAUGA